Messenger RNA from Leptinotarsa decemlineata (Colorado potato beetle), 1021 nucleotides. RefSeq names its product surfeit locus protein 1 (gene Surf1). Gene Ontology annotation, biological process: mitochondrial respiratory chain complex IV assembly. Gene Ontology annotation, cellular component: membrane; mitochondrion. NCBI's taxonomy places the organism in Eukaryota, Metazoa, Arthropoda, Insecta, Coleoptera, Chrysomelidae. The record is from RefSeq and is a predicted model, not a curated record.
CUAUAAAAUAUCCAGUGACAACUGACGAGGUUAUAUUUAUAUUUUGAUUUACUGCAAUAUUUUUCAAAAAAUCAAAAUGAUUUGCAUUUUAAUCCGAAAUAUGAAGAGGUCUGUAUCGUCUUCCGGAUCUAGAUAUUUUUUUACGAAUACAAGUUUGUGUUCUACAACUUCAAAACCGCUAAUGCCAAAAAUGACCGGAAAGAAAAUGAGUCCUUAUGGAUGGUUUUUGUUGGUUAUUCCUGUGUCUACAUUUUCUCUAGGAGUUUGGCAAGUGAUGCGCAAAAAUUGGAAAGAAGGGCUCCUUAUUGAUUUGCAAGAAAGGACAAACAGUCAGCCUGUUGAACUACCUCAAAAUUUGGAUGAUAUAGAAAAAUUAGAAUAUAAGCCAGUGCAUGUAAGAGGUCAUUUUCUACAUGAAAAAGAAAUGUACAUUGGUCCUCGAUCCCUUCUAGUGAAUGGGGAUGCAGCUUCCAACAGCUCCUUGCUCACAGGAAGUAAUAAGAGCCAUGGCUUCACAGUUAUCACACCAUUCAAACUGGAAGAUAGAGAUGAAACUAUUCUGGUGAACCGUGGUUGGGUACCUUCCAAACAUAAAGAUCCUAGAACUAGACAGGAGGGUCAAGUAGAGGGAACAGUUGAUGUUAUUGGUGUUGUAAGAAAAAAUGAAUCCAGACCGAAUUUUUCAAUGAAGAAUCAAGAAGGAAGUAAAAUCUUUUUUUAUAGAGACUUAGAACAUAUGGCAUCAGUUGGUGGUACAGCCCCUAUUUUUCUUGAUGCAACUAAUGAUUUUGAUCUUCCUGGUGGACCAAUUGGCGGUCAGACACGAAUUUCGUUAAGGAAUGAGCACUUAUCAUAUAUACUCACUUGGUUUACAUUGUGUGGAGCUACUAGUCUCAUGUGGUAUACAAAAUUUAUUAAGUAAUGUAAUACAGGUGACAUUUUUAGAACUCAGAAUGUUGUACAGUAAAAGUAAGUUGAAAUAAAUUGUUUAAAUAAAAAUCAACUGGUACUGUUUUAGAAA